This is a messenger RNA of Oldenlandia corymbosa var. corymbosa, 954 nucleotides long. NCBI's taxonomy places the organism in Eukaryota, Viridiplantae, Streptophyta, Magnoliopsida, Gentianales, Rubiaceae. The record is from the annotation of a GenBank genome assembly.
AUGGCUUCCAUUUCCAACAUCAUUGCUACAGCCAUGGCUGUGUUACUUGCUUGCCUCCUUUUUCAUCAUCAAGAAAUCUUGUCCGCGGCUGAAGCACAAUCCGGUGCAGAGACGAUGUCGUUUGGCUUAAUUGGGGACCAAGCAAUGUCGAAACUUCCUGGAAGACUCUUCCAUCAGUUGGAAGAACAUGCUAAGAAACAGGAUCUUCAAAUGAUUGAGGUCAAUGAAUGGAGGAGACAGAUGGAAAAACAGGUUCUUGAAAGUCAAGGUAGUAAAUUGGGGAUGAAUUUGGAAGCUAAGAUCGAUCAUCAGGCUAAGCAGUUUGCCAGUCUCAGUAAUCAGUUAUCAAGUCUUCUACAAAUUUGGCAGAAAGAUGAAAACAAGGGAGCUUUGCAUAGUGAAAAAUCCCCCCUGCUGCCUAGUCUAUCUGGCGUUUCCAAAAUCAACCUUGAAGAGGAAUCCCCCACUCCAUGGAGAGCUAAAGGAGCAGAAGAAGAUGAAGAUUUAGGAGAUUUGAAUUGGAUAAUGGGAGAAUCAGAAGAAAAUGCUCUAAUGGAAGUUGACAGGACUGCACCACUGAAUGCCAUAACUCAAUUAGAAGUCUGUUUUGCUAUGAAUGAUGAAGAUAGGAGGAUUAUUGUAGUUAUUGGCUAUAUUGGAAAGGUGUCUAUUAAAAUCCUGGUGGAUACUGGAGCUGCAAAGAGCUUUUUGAGUAGCAAGUUAGGUAUGAAACUGGGAUUCAUGGUUAGAAAGGUUAAACCAUUCAUGGUAAUUGUUGUUGAUAGCCACAGAAUCACUAAUGAUCAAAUCUGUCAUGGAGCUCAACGGUCAGUACAACAACACAAUUUCAAGUUUGACUUGAAGUUCAUGGAGUUAGGUCAUUGGGAUCUAAUCCUAGGCACUGAUUGGAUGACUUAUUUUAGCCCCAUUCUCUUUGAUUAUGAAUCCUUCUAA